Molecule: messenger RNA, 2430 nt
Organism: Musa acuminata AAA Group (dessert banana)
Lineage: Eukaryota; Viridiplantae; Streptophyta; Magnoliopsida; Zingiberales; Musaceae
Product: subtilisin-like protease SBT1.7
Exons: 1
Coding region: 1-2430 (809 amino acids)
Biological process (GO): proteolysis
Molecular function (GO): serine-type endopeptidase activity
Source: RefSeq, a predicted model, not a curated record
AUGCCUUCCUCAACUCUUCCUGUCACCUUGUAUUCGUGUCUACUUUUGUUUCUUCUGCUCCUUGAGGCUCCAUUGUGUCCAACCAAUGCUACUUCAACCUCGUCACCCAAGCUGCAGAUAGCAGCCUCACCACCCGAGGUAGCGACCACCGUCACCGACCCACCGUCGGAGCUGACCGAGGUCGCCGACCACCCUGCUCCACCCACGUUGAUCAGACCUGCUCUCUAUAUCAUCCAUACUAGCAACUUCAGCAGGCCAUCUCACUUUGCCACACAAGAACAAUGGUACUCUUCCCUCCUCCAGUCUCUCGCCGCCAACUCCACCGUGGCUGCCGCGUUGACUGAAACUAGUCAACUCCCCUUCUUGUACACCUACAACAUUGUACUUCAUGGGUUUGCCACCACUCUGACUCCCUUGGAAGCCAAAAGAAUAUCGAGAAUUCAAGGAGUCAUCGGUGUCUAUAAGAACAGAAUCCUGGAGCUCCAAAGUACGAGGUCGCCGGACUUCCUCGGCGUCACCUCUAGCGAUUCCGGCGUUCGGCCUCCAGUAGGAGAAUCCAACUCCGGCCAAGAUGUCGUCAUUGGCCUCGUUGAUUCUGGCAUUUGGCCGGAAAGCCUUAGCUUCGACGAUUCCGAUCUCCUUCCCAUUGGAUCCAAAUGGAGGGGCACAUGCGAGAACGGGACUCGUUUCGACGCUACCAACUGCAACAACAAGCUGGUCGGUGCAAGGUUCUUCAAAGCUGGAAUUGUGGCUGAAGGAAUCCUGAUUGAUGAAGCCUCCGAGUUCCUGUCUCCGAGGGACGCCAAUGGGCACGGGACGCAUACGGCAUCCACCGCAGCCGGCUCUGAGGUGCCCGGAGCGAACCUCUUCGGUUUCGCCAACGGCAAGGCCCGUGGCAUGGCAUCAAGGGCGAGGAUCGCCAUGUACAAAGCAUGCUGGGGUUAUGGAUCCUGCAGCAGUGCGGAUAUCCUCGCUGCCAUGGAGAUGGCGAUUAAAGACGGUGUAGACAUCCUUUCCCUCUCCAUCGGCAGCAACAUUGAUGCUCCGUACUAUGACGAUCCGAUCUCCAUUGGGGCGUUCGCCGCGGUAAGGAAUGGCAUAUUCGUCGCCUGCUCGGCCGGCAACAACGGUCCCACUGAAUCCACGGUCACGAACACGUCGCCGUGGAUAACGACGGUGGGAGCGGGUACUAUCGACCGCAAGUUCCCGGCUCGCGUCACCCUGGGCAAUGGCGAGGUGUAUGUUGGCGAGUCCCUCUACCCCGAAAUGGCCGAAGGCACUAAUAUGUUCCCUCUUUUGUACGUCGGAUUCUGCACAGAAGAUAUCCUGCUGCCCGACGUUAUCAUGGGGAAGAUAGUGGUGUGCACUGAAGCUUCUGUUGCCACUGGAUUCUACGUCGAGGCUGCCGGCGGAGCGGGCAUGAUCUCGAUCACCGGUGAAGAGCAAGGCCAAGUCAUCAUUGUUAAGAGCUUCACGUUGCCGGCUCUCACGGUCGGGUACAUCGACGGGAAGAAGAUCCUGUCUUAUAUCACCUCGGCAGCAAAUCCAGUGGCCGGGUUUGCAUUCGGUCAUGAAACGAUCAUCGGCGAAAACAGAGCUCCGAUUGUGGCUGGUUUCUCAUCCAGAGGCCCAAGUUAUAUCCAACCGAAAAUCCUCAAGCCCGAUAUCCUCGCACCGGGGGUCAACAUCAUCGCGGCGUGGCCUACAGAGAGUUCUCUGACACGGUUGGCCGACGACCCAAGGAGGGAGGCCUUCAAUAUAAUCUCGGGAACGUCCAUGGCGUGCCCUCACGUGGCUGGCAUCGCUGCAUUGCUCCGUGAGGCCCACCCGACGUGGUCGCCGGCCAUGAUUCGAUCGGCGAUCAUGACGACCGCCGUCACCCUCGACAACUACUAUCGGCCCACGGUCGACCAGAGCUUGGGAGUCGCCACGCCGUUCGAGAUCGGCGCCGGCUUAGUCCAUUUUCCAAUGGCCAGGGACCCGGGGCUGGUAUACGACACCAGCGUCCAGGACUACGUCGACCUGAUGUGCACCAUGAACUACACCAAGGGGCAAAUAUCGCAGUUCGUCCCUGGCAUCUUCACGUGCUCGAACCUCGAGGGAGGGGCAGGCGGCCUCAACUAUCCGUCUUUCGUGGUGAUUUUUGACAACGAGACCAAAGCAGGGAUGCUGAAGAGGACUCUAACGAAGGUGUCGAAGCAGCCGGAGACGUACACGGCGCGCGUGGUGAAUCCGAGACCGGAUAAGGUAGAGGUGACGGUAGAGCCGCAGAUCUUGGCCUUCGACGAUGAGAACAAACUGAGAAGCUACAAGGUGGAGUUCAAGAGCAUCGUGGUCGAUCAAACUGAUAAAGGAACGGAGUAUGGGUAUAUCAUUUGGGAGAACAGCGUACAUCAAGUGAAGAGUCCCGUAGUCUUCAUGUGGAACUGA